Molecule: messenger RNA, 2331 nt
Organism: Phragmites australis (common reed)
Lineage: Eukaryota; Viridiplantae; Streptophyta; Magnoliopsida; Poales; Poaceae
Product: dof zinc finger protein 1-like
Exons: 2
Coding region: 420-1508 (362 amino acids)
Biological process (GO): regulation of DNA-templated transcription
Molecular function (GO): DNA-binding transcription factor activity; DNA binding
Source: RefSeq, a predicted model, not a curated record
GGUUGACUGCUGUGAACUCAAACUCAACUCAUGAGCAAGAACGCAACUACUACACAACAUCAACAGCAGAACUAAGUUUGGCCACAAAACAUAGUGCUCCAUUUUUUUCCCCAUCCUUCAUCCCUGCGAAGAGGUUCUGGCAGGAGCAGCUGAGAGCCUGAGAGGUGCAUAAAAAUAUUUAAAAAAUAAUCCACCACUACUAGAUUAGCUAUUGGAGAAGAGAGGGGAGCACAGAGAGAGGAGGCAUAAUUCCACUCACUGGCCAACGACAGGACGUUCUCUCUCCCUCCCCUUUGCUCAAGAAAUCCAGCAGAAGCUCCUCCUCAUCUUCCCCCUCCCUCCUCUCAACCUCUCCCCUCAAACUCACACACCCAACGAAGCAAGAAUUGUGGUGGUAGCUAAGGAAUUGGAGUUCUUGCAUGGAUGCAGCCCACUGGCACCAGGGCCUAGGGUUGGUGAAGCCCAUGGAGGAGAUGCUGAUGGCGACCAGCGCGGGCGCCGGAAACCCGAGCCAAGGCUCGAAUCCGAAUCCGCCGCCGCCGGCACCGACGUCGGCACCUGGGGGCGCCAUGCGUGGUGGCGCGACGCUGGCCGUAGCGGGCGCCGGUAGCACGGAGCGGCGCGCGCGGCCGCAGAAGGAGAAGGCGCUCAACUGCCCGCGGUGCAACUCCACCAACACCAAAUUCUGCUACUACAACAACUACAGCCUCCAGCAGCCGCGCUACUUCUGCAAGACGUGCCGCCGCUACUGGACGGAGGGCGGCUCCCUCCGCAACGUCCCCGUCGGCGGCGGCUCCCGCAAGAACAAACGCUCGUCUUCUUCCGCGUCUGCCUCCGCCUCCGCUUCGGUCACGAGCUCGUCCAUGGCAAGCACGGCGGGAGCGGCGUCCAAGAACCCAAAGCUGGCGCACGAGGGCGCGCAGGACCUCAACCUGGCGUUCCCACACCACGGCGGGCUGCAGGCGCCCGAGUUCGCGGCGUUCCCCAGCCUGGAGAGCAGCAGCGUGUGCAACCCCGGUGGCGCAAUGGCGAGAAACGGACGAGGCGGCGGCGCAGGACCCGGGGCCGGCGCGCUCUCCGCCAUGGAACUGCUUCGGAGCACCGGUUGCUAUAUGCCGCUGCAGAUGCCCGGAGAUUACGCCUCGGCAGGGUUCGCGUUCGGAGAGUUUCGUGCGCCGCCGCCGCCUCCACCGUCACAGAGCAUGCUCGGGUUCUCGCUGGACGCGCACGGCCCGGGGCCCGGUGCUGCCGCGGCGGGGUACGGUUCCAGCGAGGGGUUGCAGGGUGUGCCGGAGAACGCUAGCAGGUUAUUGUUCCCCUUCGAGGACUUGAAGCCGCCGGUUAAUUCUGGAGGUGGUGGUGGUGCAAGCGGUGGCGCCGGCGAUGGAAAUGGCGGCCAUCAUCAGUUUGAGCACGGCAAGGAGCAAGGCGAUUUCGGCCCCGGCGCCGGGCAGGACACGCCGGGGUUCUGGAACAGCAUGAUCGGCGGCAGUGGCACUUCUUGGUAAUAUGAAGGCUAGCUGCACUGUCGUGGCGCCAUGCAUGGCUCAUGCAAAGCCUCCGUGCGUGCAUGGGCAACUGGAGAAGUAGGCAGUAGAGACAAGGGUUCAAUAAGAGGUUGGCAUUUGUGGUGGUCGCCGUGACAUCGAGUGUUUGAUCUCUUUCCUGGUGUUGGUUCUUGGUGUUCUUCUCGCUGUUGUCGUCGCGAGUUCGUGUGCGUUUGCUGAUCUUCGACUUAAUUGGGGCUCUUAACACAUCAGAGAGUACAAAAAUUCAGGGGUUAUGAUACAUAGCUUGAUCGAUAUCUCUUGGUCUGUCUCAUUUCUGAUAUUUUCUUGGGGGCUCUUCAUCGCUUUAUCUAUGCCAUGCUAAGCUGCUGCUUCACUGUAGCACUGGGGCUAGAGAAGCUUAUUUUUAGGCCGGCUUCGAGUUAGAUGGCACGUAAUAGUACUAGUACUAGUACAUUUUGUGUGUGAGAAACUAAGAAUGCUCCCCGAAUGUAUGCAUGUCACACAUUCAAACAGGGUUAUUGAAUCAGUGUGUUGGGUAACAGCAAUGCAUGCAGUGUUUGAACUUUGAAGCUCCAGGUUUAGAAGUAUAUUUUUAAUUUCAAGGGGAUUUGCAGGUUUGUAUUGAUCCAAACAGUAUUAGCACCACUUUUUUUUCCUUGUUUUUUACUUUGCUAUUUUUUAAGGUGCAGGCUCAUACUAGUUCCGAACUAAGGUUUUUGAUCGAAUGUAUUGUGUAUUUUAUUGUUAUUCACAGUUUCAUAAACUAAUGUAUCUUUUGCUCCCUGUUUCUCUAAUUUUGUAAUAAGCUUGUUUUUCUAUC